GGGGGAAAAAAUGUAAAUAAUUUCUCUAUUUGUUUUACAAUCUGGCGUAAUAAAAAAGUUAAACUACAAAUAUGUAUAAAAUUUAUUCAAAAUCAAACAUUUAUUCUUAUACAAGGCAAUAUGUUGCUAAUACAUUUUAUGGUGGCGAAGUCAAGGCUUUGGACAAAACUUUACAUGUUUCUCAAGUAUUCAAAUACCCACAAGUUGUACUAAAAUUACCGACGAAUGUGGUCGAUAUUAAUGCAGCCGAAAUGGCUAGAUUUUCACCACUGAGAGCGAGAGAUCUUGCCGGGCCCGUUAUAAGUUCUUACUACGAAAAACAAAUCGAAGAUUAUCAUAAGAUUGACAUUACUGUGCAAGUAGAUCCUCAUAUGAAUAAAUAUGACUGUCGUGGUGCAGUCUGUCUGUCUUCGUCUAUGCAAAGUAAUGUUCCAAGUCCUUUUAGUGGGAAUCAUACUCACUUGAAUAUGCCAGGGUCGCAGUGGGGCCAGGGAUACAAAUAUUUGUCAGACCAUCUACACAGUGCACACUAUUUGACACUCAGAAAUGAAUAUAGAAAUACACAACAUAAUUUGGCUGUUACAAUUGGAAGGAGGACUAUGAGUACAGAUGGCAAACCUCCAUUGAGUAAAAAUGAAAAUGUACAAAUGAGCUCAAAAGAAAAAUUGAAGAAAGCUAUUAAAGACUAUGGUUCCACAGUGAUUGUAUUUCAUGUGGCUAUUUCAUUAAUGUCUUUAGGGGGAUGUUAUCUCCUGAUAUCUAGUGGCGUCGACCUAGUGGAGAUGUUAAAACAUUUUAAGAUUGGUGAAGGUACCCUGACCAAAGUGGCAGCAUCAAAUGCUGGAACAUUUGUUAUAGCUUAUGCAGUCCAUAAAUGUUUUGCACCCAUUCGGAUGGCGAUAACUCUAACAGCUACUCCAUUUAUUAUUGACCCUACUGAUUUCAUGGAAACAUCUCCCACUUUGCUACAACUUGAGUUUCCAGAAUCUGAGCAAAUAGAUCAGCAAAUAUUACAAACUCUCUCGUCAGUUGGACUUACUGACGAGACAGUUUGUAAUAUUUGUUGA
This is a messenger RNA of Chilo suppressalis (striped riceborer), 1067 nucleotides long. NCBI's taxonomy places the organism in Eukaryota, Metazoa, Arthropoda, Insecta, Lepidoptera, Crambidae. The record is from the annotation of a GenBank genome assembly.